AUGACAACCCCCAAAAAAAUGGCAUCACCAUCACCAACAGACUGGCGCUCCAAAGCCCAACAAAAACGCAACGCCAUCCUCGCAGCGAUCCCAGAGGAAUGGCACAUCCCAAAGUCAACCCUAGACACCGCCCCAGCAGACCUGACAAGCCCAGGCUUCAUCCAGCAGUUCCUAAGCCCAGGAGAGAUCGAGAUCACCGAGGCGCCCGUCAGCGGGAUCCUGGCCCGCACGACAACAGGGACAUGGUCCGCGGCAGCCGUGACGUCGGCCUUUGCCCACCGCGCGGCCGUGGCCCACCAGCUGACGGGGUGCGUGUCCGAGUUCCUCCUCGCGCCCGCGCUCGCCGCGGCGUCGGCGCUCGACGCCCACUUUGCACGGCACAGGGCGCCCCUGGGGCCCCUGCACGGCCUCCCCGUCAGCCUCAAGGACUCGGUGGACCUGGAGGGCGUGGGAACAUCGCUGGGGUUCACGGCGUGGUCCGGGGAUGGACCUGCGAGCCGCGACGCCGUCAUCGCGGCGGCGCUGAGGCGGCAGGGCGCCGUGUUCCACGUCAAGACGGCGGUGCCGCAGGCGUCGUUCGCGGCCGAGACGUUUGGCGCCGUCAGCGGGUACGUGGCCAGCCCGCUGCGGCGGGGCUGCUUCUCGGCGGGCGGGUCGUCUGGCGGCGAGGCGGCGCUGCUUGCGCUGAGGGGGAGCGUGCUUGGGCUGGGGACUGAUAUUGGCGGCUCGAUCCGCUGGCCAGCCUCAGGCAUAGGCGCCUACGGCCUCCGCCCGAGCACAGGCCGGCUCCCCUACGCGGGGAUCGCAAGCGUGGUGGGCGGCCUCGAGGCCCUCACGGACGUGCGCUUCGCCGCGGGGCCCAUGGCAGCAGCAGGAGGCGACAACGCGACCGCCCUGCGCGCCCUCGUGGCCGCCGUCCUCGCCGACGAGCCCUGGCUGCGCGACCCGCUCGUGGCCGAGAUGCCGUGGCGCCAGGACGCGUAUUACGAGGCCGCCAGACAAGAGAAGAAGCUCGUCGUCGGGGUCGCUCCCACAGACGGCGUCGUCACCCCCCACCCGCCCGUCCUCCGCGCCGUCGAGACGGUCGCCGCCGCCCUGCGGGCCCAGGGGCACGCCGUCGUCCCCAUCCCCCCGGACGCGGGGGCCACACAAGACGCAAUCGACCUCUGGAGCAGCGCGGCAUACGCGGACCUGUCCCACGCGCACGCGCAGUUCCGCGCCUCGGGGGAGCCCGCGGACCGCCUGAUGCCGCCUGCGUUCGACCCGGACAAGAAGGCGGCCUCGAGCCCGCCGCUGGGGGCGGACGGGGUGCAGCGCGUCAACGUGCGCAUCCGCAGGUACAGGGAGGAGUGUCUGCGGCGGUGGAUGGGGACUGCGGAGCUCGAGGGGAAUGAUACCGGCCGGGCGGUGGAUGUUGUCAUCACCCCUGUUGCGCCGUAUAGUGCUGCGCGGAUCGGGGGGAUUCGGUAUAUUGGCUAUCCCCUCCCCGUGGUCCUAAACGACCAGACCGCCGCCGUGCUGCCCGUCCUGACGACAGACAAGGCCAUCGACGUCGUGCGCCCGCUCGAGAUCCCAGAGGGCAUCAGGGACGAGUACGUCAGGGCCAACAAGAAGGUCCACCAGGACUACGACCCAGAGCUCUACCACGGCAUGCCCGUCAACGUCCAGGUGGUCGGGCGGCGGUUCCAGGAGGAGAAGGUGCUAGCCAUCACCGAGUACAUCGACCGACUGCUCAGAGGGGGCGGGGUGAAGGAGCAAGACACCGCGCCUAAGCUGUGAACCGUGGGCCCGUCAUGAAACCAUAACCACACACACAAUCUCUCUCUCUCUCUGUCUCUCUCUUUCUCUCAAAUCCACAAAUCAUUUGUGUACCAAAUGAAAUAACCAGUCAUCCGUGAUGGAGAUGCAAAAGCAACAUAAGAGGCAGUCCAAGUACUUUAU
This is a messenger RNA of Diaporthe batatas, 1941 nucleotides long. RefSeq lists its product as uncharacterized. The coding region runs from base 1 to 1779 and encodes 592 amino acids. The record is from RefSeq and is a predicted model, not a curated record. Lineage: Eukaryota; Fungi; Ascomycota; Sordariomycetes; Diaporthales; Diaporthaceae. The transcript is spliced from 5 exons.